This is a messenger RNA of Anopheles maculipalpis, 1275 nucleotides long. RefSeq lists its product as uncharacterized. The record is from RefSeq and is a predicted model, not a curated record. Lineage: Eukaryota; Metazoa; Arthropoda; Insecta; Diptera; Culicidae. Bases 1 to 1275 code for a protein of 424 amino acids. The transcript has 2 exons.
AUGAGCAUAAUGUGUACGAUAGUUUCAAUCGUUUUGGCCUGCUCGCUUCUGCUGGUAUCGAUCGCUUUCAUAGGUGCAAGCAGCCGCCAUUUUGGGGAGCAAACACAGAAACGAGAGGCGAACAAUCCGGCUGGAGUAUGGGAGCUCGUAUCAGCAGCCACCGUUGCACCGAAAACACCAGUCGAUCUGAUGAUGCGAUUUGAUGGCUACAACAGAAACACAAAACCCCAGCCAACAGAUGAGGAGGAUCCACUCGAGGCCGAAAACAGCCACGUGGUGGUGCAGGUGUACUCCGUCGAUUCCGAUCAGGAAGUGGUAAACGAUUCGGCCUCCAUGGCGAUUCGUACGCUAAAGGUGGAAAACUUUGUCACCCCGAAGGAGCACAUGGAUGGCAAAUCGACUGAUCGUGUUGAGCGGAAAGUACUCGCUCCAGGUAAAAACGUGCCGGUAGAGUCCGGCGAAAAGGAAGAUCUACUGUCGGAACAAUUCUUUAUCGACGAAUCGGGUACGGAGCAAGAACCAAACACUGCCGUAAGACGACCGGGAUAUGGUAAAACGUUCGGCAAUGGACGAGCUGAGGUGGAGAGUUACGAUCAGGAGCAGGAACGUGUUGCAGCCAAGGGGUCACAAUCAUCUUACGCCAAUUCGGCCCCACCGUUCUUCGACUACAACGAACAGACGAGCCAGCGCAUGUUGGAUGAGUUUUUCGCCCUGCGCAAUCAGGACACGUUGGCUUCCCGUCGGUCAAACUACGACUGGGGCGAGGGACAGCUGAGAUCGAGAACGCUGGAGGAUAUUAAAAAUCAAAACCGAGCUUCGGCUGCAUCGAGACGAAAGGCGCAAGUCCCCGAUUAUCCGCGGGAAGAUGAUAUGAGCUAUGACCGAUAUGCGGACUACGCUGAAGCAGAGCAGCGAGCAGUAGGUUAUACGGCACAGAAGCUAGGCCGUAAACAGCGUGCGACACCUUCAACCGGUGGUCAGACGCAUGUGCUCAACAAGGUCCCGAUCGUGGCGUACGAUGGUGAUGGAUCGAUGGCACCGAUGUACAAAACAGACCCCUCACAACGCUCACAGUUUGAACGAUCGAGGUUCCACUAUUCACUGCCCUCGAUGGUAUACAACCCGUACGCUUGGGAUCCGUACCACAUGAACAUGCUGCGGUUUCCACAGUGUAACGCAUGCCAGCAAAAUGCACGGGCCCUCUGCUCCAAGUGUGGACUGUGUGCCGAUUGCUGUGCCCACAGCAAAUGCACCUGUGGAUGCCUGAAUGGUUGA